GCGGUCGAAUGCGACGUUAUUUUCGCUCAGAAACUUGGUCUGCUUGGUAAAACGUGCGCUGUCAACAGCCGCCACAAUUCGGCGCGUUUUUAGAAUGUCUUUCACAGACGACGAGUGUUCAGAUGUCGGGCUGGCUGGUGAAAAAAAGCUGCAGAGCUUCUUGUUCAGUUGUCAGCUCUCCUCCAAAGCGCCUUUUUAUACCUUCCAGGGAGAUGAAGAGGAAGACCUGGAGCACUUCAUUGAGCUCAGAACGAUAUGUCUGGGAGAAGGUGCCCUGGAGGAGAAUAACGUGGUGGAGGUAACGGCUAUGAACCAUCAUGGAAAGACAACGUCAGUGCCAGUGGCUAACCUUCACAUCAGCUGCCUGCCAAUGGUGAGUUUGGGUGAGUUUGAGCUCAAAGCACCAGUCACCAUCCGGCUGAAGGCUGGCUCAGGACCAGUUACCAUCAGCGGCCUGCACCUUAUUGCUUCAGAAAUUGAAGAAUCCGACUUGGAGGAAGAAGAAGAAGAAGAUGAUGACGACGACGAUGAUGAUGAUGAUGAUGAUGACGACGACGACGAGGAUGAUGAUGAUGAUGAUGAUGAUGAUGAUGAUGAUGAUAUGGAGGAAGAAGACAUAAGCCCCAUAAAACCAGCAAAAAAGAAGCACAUGCAGUAAAUCUUGAUUGGCGUUUUAGGCUUCACAUAAUGAUGCUUCAGGUAAUAAUUCAGGGGCCCCAGUGGAUAACGUCACGACAUCUGAAAUUCCCCAACACUUUCACCAUAUUCCCAACACGCAGCUGGCCGAAUCACUCAAAUUGUCACUCUUGAGCUAAAGACGAAAGGACUAAACUCAGUGAACACCUGAGACUCACAGUUGUUGAAUACAAAUAGUGUUUUCAUAGUAAAGUCAUUGUGUGUAACGAGGAUUCCCCACAUCAAGUCACCGAUUUACCAACACAAGUCACAGUUUUGUAGCUUGAAAAUACUGUUGUUGUUUUUUUUCUAUGUUGAAUGCCAAAUCAUAUGUGUGAAAGAUUUUGUACUUUAAUGAAAGCAUAAAAAAUAUUGUUUGUC
Molecule: messenger RNA, 1056 nt
Organism: Dunckerocampus dactyliophorus (ringed pipefish)
Lineage: Eukaryota; Metazoa; Chordata; Actinopteri; Syngnathiformes; Syngnathidae
Gene: npm3
Product: nucleophosmin/nucleoplasmin, 3
Exons: 5
Coding region: 95-658 (187 amino acids)
Biological process (GO): chromatin remodeling
Cellular component (GO): cytoplasm; nucleoplasm; nucleolus
Molecular function (GO): chromatin binding; histone binding; RNA binding
Source: RefSeq, a predicted model, not a curated record